AUGUCAAGACACAAUAGACCACCACUUUCAUUAAAACACAUUGCCAAGUAUAUGAAAGGAAAGGAAUCAAGGACCUGCGUUAUUGUUGGCUCAGUUUUAGAUGACCCAAGGCUCAUUAAUGCUCCAGAAAACCUACAGCUUGUCGCUUUAAGAGUCAGCGAAACAGCAAGAGCAAGAAUUGAAGCUGCCGGAGGCAAGGUUUUGACCCUCGACCAAUUUGCGGUACAGAACCCAACUGGAGCUAAUACAGUCCUUUUGAGAGGAAAGAAAACUGCAAGAGAAAGCUACAAGCACUUUGGAAAAGCCCCUGGAUCCAAGAAUUCUCAUGCUAGACCUUAUGUGAGAAGCCAUGGCAGAAAAUUCGAAAAGGCUAGAGGAAGAAGAUAA
This is a messenger RNA of Blepharisma stoltei, 387 nucleotides long. The record is from the annotation of a GenBank genome assembly. Lineage: Eukaryota; Ciliophora; Heterotrichea; Heterotrichida; Blepharismidae.